AUGAGAUCUCUACACCACGGCUGCUCACAGAUAGUAGAACAUGAAAUCGCUACAUCACGGCUGCUCACAGAUAGUAGAGCAGAGAUCUCUACAUCACGGCUGCUCACAGAUAGUAGAGCAGAGAUCUCUACAUCACGGCUGCUCACAGAUAGUAGAGCAGAGAUCUCUACAUCACGGCUGCUCACAGAUAGUAGAGCAGAGAUCUCUACAUCACGGCUGCUCACAGAUAGUAGAGCAGAGAUCUCUACAUCACGGCUGCUCACAGAUAGUAGAGCUGAGAUCUCUACACCACGGCUGCUCACAGAUAGUAGAACAUGA
Molecule: messenger RNA, 318 nt
Organism: Candidula unifasciata
Lineage: Eukaryota; Metazoa; Mollusca; Gastropoda; Stylommatophora; Geomitridae
Source: the annotation of a GenBank genome assembly